Molecule: messenger RNA, 1756 nt
Organism: Cricetulus griseus (Chinese hamster)
Lineage: Eukaryota; Metazoa; Chordata; Mammalia; Rodentia; Cricetidae
Source: RefSeq, a predicted model, not a curated record
CAUCCCAUCCCCAGCCCACCAGGCACCAUGGCGGCCUUGAUCGCAGAGAACUUCCGCUUCCUGUCUCUCUUCUUCAAGAGCAAGGAUGUGAUGAUUUUCAAUGGACUGGUGGCCCUGGGCACGGUGGGCAGUCAGGAGCUGUUCUCUGUGGUGGCCUUCCACUGUCCCUGUUCUCCCGCCCGGAACUACCUGUACGGGCUGACGGCCAUUGGCGUGCCUGCACUGGCACUCUUCCUUAUUGGAGUCAUCCUCAACAACCACACUUGGAACCUAGUCGCUGAGUGCCAGUAUCGGAGGGCCAAGAACUGCUCAGCCGCCCCCAACUUCCUUCUCCUGAGCUCCAUCCUGGGCCGUGCAGCCGUGGCCCCCGUCACCUGGUCUGUCAUCUCCCUUCUUCGAGGGGAGGCCUACGUCUGCGCCCUCAGUGAGUUUGUGGACCCUUCCUCACUCACAGCUGGAGAUGAAGCCUUCCCCUCAGCUCACGCCACGGAGAUCCUAGCCAGGUUCCCUUGUGGAGAGGGCCCUGCCAACCUGUCAGGCUUCCGCGAGGAGGUCAGCCGUAGGCUCAAGUAUGAGUCCCAGCUCUUUGGAUGGCUGCUCAUCGGUGUGGUGGCCAUCCUGGUGUUCCUGACCAAGUGCCUCAAGCACUACUGCUCGCCACUCAGCUACCGCCAGGAAGCCUACUGGGCACAGUACCGCACCAAUGAGGACCAGCUGUUCCAGCGCACAGUGGAGGUGCAUUCAAGAGUGCUGGCUGCCAACAACGUGCGCCGUUUCUUCGGCUUUGUGGCCCUCAACAAGGAUGAUGAAGAGCUGGUCGCCAAGUUCCCAGUGGAAGGCACACAGCCACGCCCACAGUGGAAUGCUAUCACUGGGGUCUACUUGUACCGUGAGAACCAGGGCCUCCCACUCUAUAGUCGCCUACACAAGUGGGCCCAGGGCCUGACAGGUAAUGGCACAGCCCCUGACAACAUGGAGAUGGCCCUGCUCUCUUCCUAGAGCCAUCUUAGUCUCAAACAAACCCUCACAGUAUCCUCACCAGAUUUUUCUGUUAACUACAGUGUCUUGGGCAUGGACCAAUGGGACAUAAAACUAGGAGUUUGUAAGGAUCUUGUGGACCACAUUGUCCACAGAAACUGAGGAUGGGGUGGGAGGGGUUGGGGGCACUGACUUUGAAGACCUACUGAAAUCUGUGGCCACCAACACUGUUCACAACUAUGGACUUUGCCAGAGCUGGUCCUUCCCUAUGCCAUGGGUGGUCUUCGGUGGGCCUGCAAACUGAGAAGCAUCAGCUGGUGGAGCCUGGUGCUGUCCAAACCACUGGGGGCUCCUUAUUGUACAGGACACUUCCUGCAGUUAACUUGGGUCUAAUUGCAUAGGGAUGCCCAGCUCCUAUGUGUACAGCUAGGAAGCUGCCUCACCAUUGAGGCAUAUAUAUUUUAUAUAUUUAAACUUUUUGAUAAAGCUUUUCUUACUUUAAAAGCCUACACUGGUGUUUGUGCAACGGACAAGGGCAUGCAGCCCACUGUGAGAGGAAAUGGGACAAGAUUAAAGGGGACCAAAAAUUGGCACCAGUACAAGGCAGGUCAGAUGUCCUACCCAAGGGUCGAGUCUCUUGGGGAUUUGAUUGAGUUACCUGAUAUAAUCUAGUCAAAGGCAGCCUGGCCUUUUGCAGGGGGCAGCUCAGUGAAAAACAUCCCAUCAGAACGUCCUGCCCUGGGCAGGACUUGUACUAAAUAAACUCCAAGAACCAACA